Nymphaea colorata (pocket water lily) is the source of this 3242-nucleotide messenger RNA. Its product is annotated as kinesin-like protein KIN-8A. NCBI's taxonomy places the organism in Eukaryota, Viridiplantae, Streptophyta, Magnoliopsida, Nymphaeales, Nymphaeaceae. The coding region runs from base 356 to 2935 and encodes 859 amino acids. The transcript is spliced from 6 exons. Gene Ontology annotation, biological process: microtubule-based movement. The record is from RefSeq and is a predicted model, not a curated record. Gene Ontology annotation, molecular function: microtubule motor activity; ATP binding; microtubule binding.
UUCAACCGUCGAUUCUCGUUCUCUGAAACGGACGGCAUCGGAUGAGCAAUCUCCUGUUUCUUACCUCUCCUCCUUCCUCCUCUUGCUCUCUUUCUCGCCUUGCUCCUGCGCCAUUUCCUCCAGUCUUCGUCCCUCUUCCAGUGUUUUUGUGUUCUGCAAUGGCAGCUCUUCUUCCUUCUCUGCUCAGGCCUCCCUCCUUGGUUUCAUAAGGCACCAAUCUCCACCACUUGGUGUUCUGGAAAUUGGGUUAAAGAAAUGCAGCAGCUCCCCAGAUCGUAGUCUAUCUCUCUCUCCCCCUCCCUCUCUCUCUCUAUACGACUAUACUUCUUCUUCUUCUUUGACUGAGGCCCCAAACAUGCCGGUAUCCACUCGGUCUCACAUCUUGACGACCCAAGAUGAUUCUAACCAAAAAGCUCGAGCCAGGAUCGACCGUCGACAGGAUCAAGAAGACCUGACGCAACCGGUUGGGUCGCUUCUGAAAAACCCCCACCAUGGAUUGAAGGAGAAGAUGAAGGCACUCACGGUCCUCUACGAGCAACAAGUUGCAUCCAAGAACACGGCCGGGCCGAGAACAGAGGAUAGGAAAAGGUACUCAACCCAUCCCAGCGUUGAUCUUGUUAGGUCGGGAAGACGGAAUUCAAAUGGUGGUGCUAGUAAGGAAGAUGAUGAGGCGCUGAAGAAGCAGAUAACGCGUGCCGACACCGAGAUUGGCGGUAGAAGAGGCAACAUAAUGAAGGAAAAUGCAAUUUACAGUGGUUUGAAGACAGAAAAGAGGUCGACUGUAGUUGCAGAGGAUUUGAACAGCUGGGGCAAAGGGGUGCAUGCUAAGGAGAACAUGAUGGGGCUCGAGAGGAUGGGACUUACUUGUCCAAGACCGCAGAAGCCAUCAGCUCCAUCGGUUGUUAGGAGGCUAUCAAUGACGGCGGCCGUGCCGCAGCCUGAGGACAAGGUUAAUAUGGCACAAAAGACUGGGAAUGAUCUGGGAGCAGUCCCGGAGAUAUCCGACAUUGGAAGUAGAAUUCUGGUUUUUGUUAGAUUGAGGCCCAUGUCCAAGAAAGAGAAGGAAGCUGGUUCUCAUUGCUCUGUUAAAAUCCCCAAUAAGAGAGAUGUCUAUUUAACAGAGCAUGCUAGUGAAAAUGACUAUCUUCGGUUGAAAAGGCUUCGUGGUAGACAUUUCACGUUUGAUGCUUCGUUUCCUGACUCUACCACUCAACAGGAGGUCUACACCACAACCACGGCUGACCUUGUUGAAGGUGUGCUUCAAGGCAGAAAUGGAUCCGUUUUCUGCUAUGGUGCUACUGGGGCUGGCAAGACGUACACAAUGCUGGGCACGUUAGAGAAUCCAGGGGUUAUGGUCCUGGCUAUCAAAGAUCUAUUCUCAAAAAUUAGACAGAGAAGCUUCGAUGGAAAUCAUGUUGUUCACCUGUCAUACUUGGAGGUCUACAAUGAGACCGUCAGAGAUUUGCUGUCCCCUGGCAGGCCUCUGGUCCUCAGAGAGGAUAAACAGGGAAUUGUGGCGUCGGGUCUUACUCAAUAUAGAGCCUAUUCAACAGACGAGGUGAUGGCAUUGCUUCAGCAGGGGAAUCAGAACAGAACAACUGAACCGACCAGAGUCAAUGAGACUUCCUCCCGCUCCCAUGCUAUUCUUCAGGUGGUGGCAGAGUAUAGGGUGAAGGAUGCAUGCAACAAAGUUGUGAACAGAGUGGGAAAACUAUCACUCAUCGAUUUAGCUGGUUCAGAGAGAGCUUUGGCAACUGAUCAACGAACUGUUAGGUCAAUCGAAGGUGCCAACAUCAACCGUUCUCUACUUGCUUUAAGCAGCUGCAUCAAUGCACUGGUGGAAGGAAAGAAACACAUCCCGUAUAGAAAUUCAAAGCUCACCCAGCUCCUGAAGGACUCCCUAGGUGGAUAUUGCAACACCGUUAUGAUAGCAAAUAUCAGCCCGAGCAGUUUGUGCUUCGGUGAGACACAGAACACGCUACAUUGGGCUGAUCGAGCCAAGGAGAUCCGCACGAAGGCCUGUGAAUUUGGUGAUGAAGGUCUAGAUUUGGGCAACUCUGAAUUUGGAAGUGAUCAGGCGAAGCUGUUGCUGGAAGUGCAGAAAGAGAACAGGGAGCUGAGAACGCAACUAGCUCGCUGCCAGCAAAAGCUACUCACAGCUCAAGCACAGUCCCUAGCAGCCAAUGCAGCUGCAUCACCGGCACCUUCAGCUGGAACUGCUGCCUCCCCGCUACUGUCGCCUGCAGGUUCUGUAACAAAGAAAGAAAGACGACGCACCAACAAUGCUUCCAGCUUGUGCCCACCAACGCCAGAGCCAGAGAUCGUUCGCAAGUUAAAGCAAACCGUUCAAACUCUCGAGAGUGAGAUAGAGAAGAUGAAACGAGAUCAUGCUCUUCAGCUGCGGCAAAAGGAUGAUUUUAUCAGAGAACUUUGCCAAAACCGGCUGCAAAAGGAAGCAGCAGUAGCAACCGAAGCACCACCACCAUCCCCACCACUUGGGAACCUGCAUACAGUCGAUAGUAAAGCAAAAAAGGCAUCAUUGAAGUCCAAUUGCAACAAGCAUGUCCUGACCAGAUGCUGUGGAGCAGCAUCAGCUGCGGUAAGGACCGCAAGGAGGAGAGCAGGAACAGCUGACACAGAUACAGUUGAAGGGCAGCUGAAGAGCCCCUCUCACAGGUUUGUGUCACCAGUACCGACAGCAAAGAAGAGGAGCUUCUGGGACAUCACCACCGCCAACAGCCCUUCCGUAGCCUUGGUCAAUGGAAGGAGCACUAGGAGCCAUGUAGCUGCCACCCAGCAAGACGCUCCUUCCAUGCUCUUACAGCUUGCCUAUCCGUGUUUCUGGUUUGUGUUAAUGUUGGGGCCCCAUCUCGUCAAUUACAUGAUCCAGCCCGGCUUUGCACGCCAGAGACCUGCCGUUUCCAGCAACGAAUGACCACGACGACAAUGGGGAUUGAUGAUGGUGGUGGUCAUGGCUGCUCCUUCUAUCAUUCUGCCAACAGAAUCGUCAGCAGCCGCAUCAACCGAAGCUUCAUUCCGGCUGCUGCUCUUUCUCUCCUUUCUCUUUCUUUUACGUCUUUAAAGAAAAAAAGAAACUGAGGAAAACAUAGGCCUUUGUGUUUCCUUGUUUGUUCUUCCUAUUCAAUUUCUGUGUACCAUAUUUGUUUGGUGGUGGGCACGCGUUUUGUUGCCACUCCUUGCUUAAUCAUUUUACAUAAAAAGCUUCGUUUGUAUUUUUCUUA